AUGGUUGAAUCGCGGAAUGGCGCCUCCCAGGAUGAUCCGAGCAUCGAAGCGAGCACGAAAGCGGGAGCGACACAGAACAGCAAUGACGGAUCCAUCGCGAUCGAGGUGCCCAUAGGUCCACACCCAGGCACGGUGACCGUUCCCGAACAGUACAUAUUUGAGCAGAACAUCAGACAGAUGCAGCGGGCUGCAGGAUCAGACCCGACUCGGGAAGAUAGCUAUCGGCUGCAAGGCGUGCAAAUGAUUGAUAAUGUGCGCAAAGCGCUUCAACUGCCGGUGCGAACUUUUAAUACUGCUGUUGUCUACUAUCACAGAUUCCGCCUUCGACAUCGAGAAGUCGAGUACAACUUUCAGGAUUCUGCCUUGGCUGCGCUGUUCUUGGCAUGCAAAGUGGAGGACACAAUCAAGAAGGCCAAGGAUAUCCUAUGCGCGGCGUAUAACCUCAAAAACCCCGAACAUCAAACUACGCCAGAUGAUAAGCUUUUUGAGCAGUCGUCUCGCGUGAUGGUCGGGCUUGAGCGAAUGAUGCUUGAGAUCAUUGGCUUCGACUUCCGGACGCGACAUCCCCAAAAAUACCUAAUCAAGGUUGUCCGCACCCUUCUCGGCCCCGAGCAGGGCAAAUCGUUCCUGCAGAUCGCGUACGAGAUGUGCAUGGACAUGUACAAGACCUUUGUACCCAUCAAGCAGACCUGCCUUACCAUGGUUUUAGCCAUCGUCGAGCUCACGUCCCGGGUCACAUGUCAAUACGUGGACGUCAUGGGGGAAAUCAACCCAUCUCGCUGGAAUGUCACACGGCAGAGCGUCAUGGAGACCAUCCUUGAUCUGCUAGAUCUAUACACUCAGUUUCACAAGUCGACCAAGCUCGGGCAGCGUUACGAUCUUGCCAGGUUCAUCGACGUUAAGAUCAAGGUCAACGCAGAACUGGACGCGAAGCCAGAGCUGUCUCGGCACGAAUUCUCGUGCCAACCCUGCGCUGAAAGGGCGUUGGCCGAGAGCCAGGCGGCGGCUGCCCCAGGCGCGGGUCCCGGUCUCAUCACCGCUCUUACCAUGACGGCGACGUACAACCCCCUUAGGACCGGGAACAAGAGUUCGGAGAGCACGCUACGGCUCGUGUUCGACCGUGAGCAGGCGAGGCGGGAAGCAGAGACCGUGUCAAGCUACUUCAAGGAAGAGUAUGAAGAGAUUGAGGUCGAAGUUGAGGAGUUGAUCCCGGAGCCCGAUCGUUUCCCCGAGAACCAACCCAACCCGCUUGCCUGGUUUCUCGGCCAUCUCACCUUGAUCCUGUGCACCGUACGAUACGCCUUCUCAUGGCUGCGAUUCAACUACUAUGGCGGAAUGGCUAAGUUCUCAUACCGUACUUCGUUCAUCGCCGCCGCCUUAACGUACGGCAUCGUCGUUUACAAGACCUUCAAGGCGAGGACCAAGUCCGGUGCCCCCCCCAAGGUAGUUUCGGCCCCCACCUCGUCUCCCAACGGAAAGCCUCAAUACGCCCCGAACCCCCUUUCGGAUAAGAUUGGUGCCUUUGUGAGGACCUACUACGAUGAUUCAAUGGCUGUCGUCUCGUCUCUCGAAAUUCUCCUCUGGGUGCGCAUCCUCCUCUCCGCCAUCACCUUCCAGAAGGGUUCGUGGAUCCUCAUCGCCAUCUACACCGUCUUCCUCCGCGCCCGUUUCGCCCAGAGCACCCACGUGCAAAACUCGUUCCAGCAGUUCGAGACCAAGAUUGACGGCCUCGUCGGAUCCCAGGGAACCCCCUGCGGCCCGCCAGGUCUAGAUCUCUGCUAUGUAACCGAGAACAUCAUCGUCACCUCUGGGCCUUCGCAGUCGUACCCUAAGCGCGCGUACCGAAACCCACUCGACCAAGUGGUGGCCUUUUUAGACGAGAAGCACGGCGAGGACUGGGCGAUAUGGGAGUUUCGCGCCGAGGGGACCGGGUACCCCGACGAAGCCGUGUAUGGGCGCAUCCUGCACUACCCAAACUGGCUCCACGGUGGCCAGUUGAAGAAAGGUGGGGUAGGGGGUGUGGUUGUCGGAGGGGUCAGCGGGGUGAGCGCCGCAAACAGCACCGGCACAGCCACCCAGGAGGAUGGCGGACGCGAGGGUAGCGGAGGAAAAGGGGGCGAGGGAGACGGGGAGGAAGAGGCGGCGAAACAGAGCGAGGCCGCGAGCAAGAGAGUGGUGGUUGUGCACUGCAAGGCCGGCAAGGGACGCAGCGGGACGGUGUCCUGCAGCUACCUGAUCGCCGAGUGCGGAUGGAAGCCCGCCGACGCGCUAGCGCGGUUCACCGAGCGGAGAAUGAGGCCCGGGCCGGCGGCGGCGUCGCGGUCCAGGGACAGCAGCGUCGAGAGGGCGUCGGCCGGGUCCGAGGAGGGCGGCAGCGGCGGUGGCGACACGAGCGCCGCGGAAUCGGUCAGCAGCGUCAAGGCCAAGACGAAAAAGGCCAAGGCCAUCAUUCGCACCCUAUCGCAAAGGGCUACCGGGAACGGGGCCCGCGAGGGCCCGCGCGGUGACAAAGCAGGAACCGGCGCCGAUGGCAUCGAUCUCGCCGAGCUAGACCCCGCCGCCGCCGCGGCCCCGACCUCGCGCGCGUCAAACCUAUCCCCGCCGGGACGCAUCUCCACGACAGAGGCCGCGCACCGAGCCAACCCGCCCGCCGAAGCCAAGGGCGGCGCGGCAGUGAUCCUGAAGCCCGGAAAACCCGUGGUGGUGUCGACGAGCGACGUCAAGAUUAGCGCGCGGCGCAGCGCCAAGGCGCCCACGUCCAUGGGCCCCACGUUUGUCACGUCGGUGGCGCACGCGUGGUUCAAUGUCUUUUUCGAGGGCCAGGGCCCGGAGCUCCGCGGGCGGCCCGAGAGCAGCGGCGUGUUUGAGAUUGGGUGGGACGACAUGGACGGGCUCAAGGGCAUGGUGCGGAUGCCCCGGUCGUUUGAUCGCGUGGCCGUCGUCUGGCGGGCGGUGGGCGCGGAGGAGGAGGUGAGGCAGCCCGAGGUGGUGGAAGAGGUGCCUGAGGUGAGGGCGGCGGAUUGGAAGGGUCGGUCGGACGUCGAGCUGGAGAGGGUGGGUGCGGAGGGAGAGGGCGUCGCGGAGGAGGUGGAGGUGGAGCACCUUGACGUUAGCUCCACAAAGGACAACUGGUAUAAGACUCCCAUCUUCUCGUCUUUCUUUGGUUGGACAUCAUAG
Parascedosporium putredinis is the source of this 3177-nucleotide messenger RNA. The record is from the annotation of a GenBank genome assembly. Lineage: Eukaryota; Fungi; Ascomycota; Sordariomycetes; Microascales; Microascaceae.